This is a messenger RNA of Ectocarpus siliculosus, 1555 nucleotides long. Lineage: Eukaryota; Phaeophyceae; Ectocarpales; Ectocarpaceae. The record is from the annotation of a GenBank genome assembly.
GCCCGCCUGUGUGUGCGAGGACAUGAGUGGCGUCCCUCGCCAUGUUCUCCUCGUUGCUUUCUCGUUCCUGCUGGUCCUGUUGAGGUUUUCAAGCGAUGGCGGUGGUGCUACUUGUAGCGGUUUCGUUGUUCCCUACAGCAGCGGCAGCGGAAGGGGCGCUCCAACCGCUCAUCAGAGGGCGACCAGAAAGGUGCACCAGUACCGCACUCGCGCAGCCUAUCGUCGCCUGCAAGUGCUGUCCCUUGCCCCUCGGGCACAAAAGGCAGCAGUAGAAGGAGCACAACGAGUGGGGUCUUCCUUCGGGGCUGGGCUGUCGGGCAAGGAAGCCGUGGACCAGGCGGGGGAGAGACUGAUUCCGCUUUUCGCCGAGGUCGAUGCCCACACGAAACGCACGCUUCGUCGUGUCCUCGACACCUUCCGGGAGUUCCGGGUUGGCAGCAACGUAUUCGCAGGGGUGGACGGCUAUGGCCACGGGGACAUCGGUAGGGAGACGCUCGACAAGGUCUACGCCCGGCUUUUCGGGGCGGAGGCGGCCUUGGUACGCGUGCAGUGCUUCAGCGGCACCCACGCCAUCGCUUGCGCGCUCUUUGGCGUCUUGCGGCCGGGAGAUACCAUGCUGGCGUGCAGCGGCCGGCCGUACGACACCCUUGACGAGGUCAUCGGAACGCGCAUACCGAUGAACGAUGAAUACGCAGACGCGAGUGACCCGCUUCCUGAGGGACUCAUCGGCAACCUCAAGGAGUUCCACGUGUCCUACACGGAGGCUCGCUGGGCGGAGCGCGGGCUGGUGGUGUUCGUCGACAACUGCUACGGGGAGUUCGUAGAGGAGAAGGAGCCGUGCCACGUCGGCGCGGAUCUAAUCGCAGGGUCUCUCAUCAAGAACCCCGGGGGCACCAUCGCCAAGUCUGGGGGCUACGUCGCUGGCAAGCGGAGGCUUGUUCGGGCCGCGGCUAACCGGCUCGGUGCCCCCGGGGUGGCGGGGGGGGCGACCUUGGGGCAGAACCAGAACCUCUUCCAGGGAUUAUUUUUGGCGCCGACCAUCGUCGGCGAGAGUCUGAAAGGCGCGAUCUUGCUAGCGGAGGUGUUCGGUGGCACCUUCGGGCUCCCGACAAACCCGCCGCCACCUCCGCCGCCGGUGUUCGAUGACACGGCUGCAGACGUGAACGGCGACGCGCGAGGGGCGACGGCGGCGGCGGCGGGGGGCGGGGGCUCGGUUGGGGCCGAACUUGGAGGGGGGGGCGCAGGAGGACGGACGGACAUUGUGCAGGCCCUGGAGCUGGGGGAUCGAGAUAGGCUCAUCAAGUUCUGCGAGGCGGUGCAGUUAUUUAGUCCCGUCAAUGCCUACGUGCGACCGGUCCCGGGCGUCACGCCAGGCUACGGGGACGAGGUAAUAUUUGCCGACGGCACCUUUGUCGACGGGAGCACUCUCGAGCUCAGCUCGGACGGUCCCCUGAGGCCUCCCUACAUCGUCUUUGCCCAAGGCUGCACUCACUGGACCCACUGGGCAUUGAUAAUUGAGCAGGCGCUGUUGGCGAUGGGCUUGGUCGAGGAGUGA